UAGAGGGUUCAUGUUGCAGAAGGCACUUGAACGAUCAGGCGUGGCUAUUUUGUGGGUGUAAAUAUUUGACAAGACUCUUGGGGUGGAGUUUCAGACCCUGCUUUUGAACAUUCCCUUAAAGACAGCUGUCGAGCAACCUUCUUGCAUCAGUGCCAGAAUUGUCCCACUGAGGUUUGAACGGCUGUUAUAUUUCAACUCCUGUAGACCGAUCCGAAGACGGGCAGUAUGGACCAUCGAGUAGCCUUGGAAAUGGAUAAAAUCCACCCGAACCGCCAGUCAAAUGUCACAGAUGAUGAAGAAGAACAAGACGCUGCAUUUACCAUUGUCAGAGUCCUGGAUAAGGUAGCCACCAUAGUAGACAGCGUGCAGGCUAGUCAAAAACGGAUUGAACAGCGCCACAGAGAAAUGGAGGAUGCCAUCAAGACAAUUCAGAUUGAUAUUCUAAAGCUGGCUCAGUCACAUGGCAACACAGGAUACACAGUUAACAAGUUGUUGGAGAAAACUCGCAAAGUUAGUGCUCGUGUCAAAGAAGUGAGAACCCGAGUAGAGAAGCAGAGUGCUAAUGUGCAGAAGGUGGAGACCAAACAGGAAGAAAUGCUGAGGAAAAACAAGUUUCGUGUUGUCAUUUACCAGGAAGACAUUCAGUGUCCAUCUUCUCUGACAGUUGUCAAAGACCAGACACAAGGAGGAAGCACAGAAGAUGCCUUCUGCCCACCCGAUGAUCUUUCGUCUGAUGAGGAGUAUUACAUAGAAGAAAGCCGAGCAGCCCGUUUUAAGAAAUCAGGCAUGAGGCGCAUCAACAACAUCAAAAAGGCAUUUUCAAGAGAGAAUCUUCAGAAAACAAGGCAAAAUUUUGGCAAGAAGGUGGACAGGCUUCGUACUCGAAUAGUAACACCCGAGAGAAGGGAACGAAUAAGGCAAUCAGGAGAGAGGUUGAGGCAAACUGGGAUACGGUUCAAGAAAAAUAUUUCCAAUGUAGCACCAAUUAAGGAGACUUUGAAGAAGCGUAAGAAAACUAAAGAGCAACCAGGGGCUGAAGGUCAACAAGGAAUCCAAGAGUCUGGCACUGAUACAGCAAUAGAAAGUAGGGAUGCUGAACCAACCACUGAAGAAAUUUCCUAUAGUGAAGUGAUAACCAAAGUGAAGAAGGACAAAGGGGGUGGAUCAAAAAGCCUUCCUCAGGCAGAUGAGAAGGUAAUGAUUCCUCCUGAAAAGAACCUGCUCAAGCCAGAAACAAAGGAAGAUGAUGCCCUUCUAUUGGAUCUAAAGCAGUCAGCUUAAAUGGCAAAUGUCUGUCUGUGUGGUGGUGUCACUAUGGCAGGGAAAGAACAAUUCCUCCCAUGUCGAAGAUGCAGAUCAGUGGCUUUCACACUGUUUGAAGAAACCUUGGCUUACUGCAUGUUGCAGAAAGUUUGGGGCCUAUUUGGACAUGCCAAAUUGGUCAGUUGGAUUUAUGUGCCACCCCAUCCAAAAUAAGCAGCAUGCUUUAGGACACUCUUUUCCUACCUUGUGUUGUUCAAAUGUAUUUUUUUCUAAAACUCCCAUUACCCCCAUUCUUACUAUGGAUUAUGGUAGUGGUGCUCCAUAGGGUGCCUGGUUCGAGAAAGUUGGUGUAGGACUCUUUCAGCAUUUCCCAAUGUUUUACAGGAAAGUCAGUAACGACAGACUUGCCAUCCUCACACAAUUUGCCUGAUGAUAAUUUCUUCUGGACAAUCCCUAAUAAAAUCCCAAGGGAAAUUUGGAAUCUUUAUGUAAAAAAAAGGGUGUUGAUUAAAUUACAGAAGACAAUAGAUCUGUAUGUAUAUACUGGACGUUUUCCUUCUACAUGCAAUGGGUGUAUCUUUAUCACAGGAUGUUUCUCCUCUAAUAAUAAACAAAUUCCUUUUGAUGCAUAUGCAAAUAGCCAUUUCUCAUAAUAUUUCAACAUUAAAAGGCAGUGGACACCCCCCCCACACACACACAUUUUAAUGACCUUAAUUUCCUCAACAGUGUUUCUUCUGUUUUUAUUUUUUUGUACAGUGACAACUGUAAAAGGUAAAUCUCAUUAUAUGACUCAUUAGAGCUCUCUGACCGUUCCAUGAGGUAGGUGAGUCCUGGGCAGGAACAAAUCCACCCACAGGUAACCAUUAACUGGUUCUUUUCCCCCAACCCUUUUAUCCAGGCAGGUCUGUUGGAGAAAGCCGAUUAUGGAAAACUGCAGAGAAACUGAUACUUCUUUGCAAGGCAAAAUACAGAGAGA
Molecule: messenger RNA, 2239 nt
Organism: Candoia aspera
Lineage: Eukaryota; Metazoa; Chordata; Lepidosauria; Squamata; Candoiidae
Gene: CAVIN4
Product: caveolae associated protein 4
Exons: 2
Coding region: 226-1281 (351 amino acids)
Biological process (GO): regulation of gene expression
Cellular component (GO): caveola; cytoplasm
Source: RefSeq, a predicted model, not a curated record